Molecule: messenger RNA, 1371 nt
Organism: Entelurus aequoreus (snake pipefish)
Lineage: Eukaryota; Metazoa; Chordata; Actinopteri; Syngnathiformes; Syngnathidae
Product: myb-like protein X
Exons: 5
Coding region: 73-1323 (416 amino acids)
Source: RefSeq, a predicted model, not a curated record
AAAGACGUCUGUCUCGAUGCGGUCACGCAGUGCGUCUUCAUGCGCAUGCAAAUACUGUUUUGACUCGUAAAGAUGGACCCCGGUUUGACGGACCUCCUGAGUGAUGCAUUUUCAGUAACAUCAUUCCCUGACGGGGACUUUGAGACUUUGAAGCUGGAUGAAAGUGAUGGAGGAGAGACGAAAGAGGCAGGCCAGGAAGCAAUUUAUGACACAAGAAAUGUGUGUGUUGAGGACACUGCACACACACAUGAAGAUGUAAAUGUUCAGACCCAUGAAGACAGCUUCCAUGGAACACCUGAGGACAUCCACAGGAACCUGGAAGAGGAAUAUGACGACUCGGCAGAGGAGGAGAAAGGAAUGGCAGAUUUCUUAUCAGUGCAUGAUGUCACCUGUAGUCCAGAAAAUAGGGAGGAGUUUGAUAAGGUGCAAGGUCUAAUCCUGGACAACCGUCAAGAUGAAGAUGUGAGUGAGGAUUUUGUGACUAUUCCUAAAAGUGAUGAAGGAAAUGAAAAGAAAGAAGAAAAGACGCAAGUGGACUCAUUUCAUACAAAGGUUGAGGUAAAGGAAAAUGUGGAAGAACUAAUAGCUGAUGUCCACAAGAUGAAAGAUUUCUCAGGUGAGGAGCACCAGGAGGCAGGAGAAAGCUAUGCAGAUUAUCCCUCAGAUUUCUCUUCAUGUGAAUAUGUAGAACAUGAAGCAGAACGAUGUUUCCAGGGGAGCACUGACGACAUUGCGUCAAAAAUACCCGAAAGAGCAGAAGAUGCUGAAAUGUUAGACCUGAACGUCCCUCCACACCUUGAGAAUGAGGUCACCAUGUUGGCUCAAUGCGAAGAAGAGCAGGAAAGAAUUAAGGCCUUUUUCAGGUUUUAUAACGACAGCGACAGAGAGCAUGAAAGAGAAGGAAGGGAGACCAAAGUUCAGUUUUGCACAAAACCAGUGUCUGGAGUCUGCCAAUAUGACAGCAGUGAGUCCCUCAGCAGCUCAGAGGAGGAGCAAGGCCUGAAAAUGGUAGAAGAACCUGAAGAAUGGAUGGAGCGACCAAAAAGUCUGCAGAUUAAAAGAGAUUCUCCAUCAGGCGCUUUAAAACAUGAGACAAACAUCAACAACACUCAGUUGUGCAAAAGCAGACAUGAGGUGAUGUUAACAUUGAUAUUAAAAUAUUCAUUUAUCUUGCCUCUUGUUUAUUUUGAUUUUGUUUUCCCUCAGUAUCCAAGAUUGCUGAAGCUAAUGCUGAUGACGAGUCUGGUGACUCUAAUAGGCCUGCUGAUGUUUUGGUUGGCUGUACACCAAAUGGACUGGCUUGCUUUAUGUGUCUUCUUUUAGGGUGAAAGGGGUGUAUUUUUUAUUUUUUUAUUUUUAUGGCUACACUUU